This is a messenger RNA of Aethalodelphis obliquidens (Pacific white-sided dolphin), 2975 nucleotides long. It is a transcript of the gene GABPB1, whose product is annotated as GA binding protein transcription factor subunit beta 1. The record is from RefSeq and is a predicted model, not a curated record. Lineage: Eukaryota; Metazoa; Chordata; Mammalia; Artiodactyla; Delphinidae. Gene Ontology annotation, biological process: positive regulation of transcription by RNA polymerase II. Gene Ontology annotation, cellular component: nucleus. Bases 433 to 1620 code for a protein of 395 amino acids. Gene Ontology annotation, molecular function: transcription cis-regulatory region binding; protein binding. The transcript has 9 exons.
GCCGCUUUCUUUGUGUGGCUCAAGUUCUAGAGAUGGCAUAUUUUCCUCCCCUUUGUUAAAAAGAAAAACCAGGCCGUCUCGCCCCCUUCCUCCCGCCGGAAUGGGAUCGGGGAGUGGGUGGGAGAGGGAUCUGCUGACCAGGGCAGGGGCGGAAAGGCUCAGAAGAGGGGCUGACGAGGGCCGGGUACGGGAGGGAUGCUGGGAGCUUUGACUCACUCGCACACCAUGUGUCCCUCCGCGCGCAGCACGGGGGACUUUUCGGUGGGGAUUUUGGGCGCCGACCAGACGCGGCAUUUUCGGAAAAUAGCGCCUUGUGCAGCUGAAGCGCUUUGUGUUUAGCUGGGCCGCGUCAGCCCGGCCGGGUACGAGGCGCCUCGGGUCCCCGAACCACCUCCUGCUGCUCCCCGGCCGCCGCUCCCGAAGCUUUUCCAGAUGUCCCUGGUAGAUUUGGGAAAGAAGCUUUUAGAAGCGGCUCGAGCAGGUCAAGAUGAUGAAGUUCGUAUUUUGAUGGCUAAUGGAGCUCCUUUUACUACAGACUGGCUUGGAACUUCUCCACUUCAUCUGGCAGCACAGUACGGACAUUAUUCCACCACAGAAGUACUACUCCGAGCCGGUGUAAGUAGGGAUGCCAGAACCAAAGUGGACCGAACACCGCUGCAUAUGGCAGCUUCUGAGGGCCAUGCCAGCAUAGUGGAGGUUUUGCUUAAGCAUGGCGCUGAUGUCAAUGCAAAGGACAUGUUGAAGAUGACAGCUCUACACUGGGCCACAGAACACAAUCAUCAAGAGGUGGUGGAACUCUUAAUCAAAUAUGGUGCUGAUGUACACACGCAAAGUAAAUUUUGUAAAACUGCGUUUGAUAUUUCAAUAGACAAUGGGAAUGAAGAUUUAGCAGAGAUACUACAGAUUGCUAUGCAGAACCAAAUCAACACAAACCCAGAGAGUCCCGACACUGUGACGAUACACGCUGCAACACCACAGUUUAUCAUUGGACCUGGAGGGGUGGUGAACCUAACAGGUCUGGUAUCUUCAGAAAAUUCAUCCAAGGCAACAGAUGAAACGGGUGUAUCUGCUGUUCAAUUUGGAAACUCCUCUACAUCAGUAUUAGCUACAUUAGCUGCCUUAGCUGAAGCAUCUGCUCCAUUGUCCAAUUCUUCAGAAACUCCAGUAGUGGCUACGGAGGAAGUAGUUACUGCAGAAUCUGUGGAUGGUGCAAUUCAGCAAGUAGUUAGUUCAGGGGGUCAGCAAGUCAUCACAAUAGUUACAGAUGGAAUUCAGCUUGGAAAUUUGCACUCCAUUCCAACCAGUGGAAUAGGUCAGCCCAUCAUUGUGACCAUGCCAGAUGGACAACAAGUAUUAACAGUACCAGCAACAGACAUUGCUGAAGAAACUGUUAUAAGUGAAGAACCACCAGCCAAGAGACAAUGUAUUGAAAUAAUUGAAAACCGGGUGGAGUCUGCAGAAAUAGAAGAGAGAGAAGCUCUUCAGAAACAGCUGGAUGAAGCUAAUCGAGAAGCACAAAAAUAUCGACAGCAACUUCUAAAGAAAGAACAGGAAGCAGAGGCCUACAGACAGAAAUUAGAAGCUAUGACUCGUCUUCAGACUAAUAAAGAAGCUGUUUAAUUGAAAUGAACAUAUAGUUUGAGUUUACUUUUGGUCAAGAAAGAAUACAGUCUUGAACUGUACACAGUAAGGUGCAGUCAUGGGAAGACAGGAUAAUAAAAGAGACUGCAGCUUGAUAAUUGGACUUAAGCCAUGAGCUCUGGAUUCUUGUAACAUAAAACUUUACUCUAGAAGUUGUGAAAUGUAUUUAAAACUGAAUUCUGUAAAUAGUUUUUUUUUUUUACAGUUCCAAAUGCGUUGAUAAAGAUUGUUGAAGAGAUCCCAAAACACAAUAAGCCACUGUUUUUUGUGAAUUCUUUUUGAUUUUAGUACAAACCUUAAUUUCUCAGAAACAGAACAGUUUUAAGGGUGAUCGUUGUUGAUUAGACCAAAUGUUGUGUAAUAAUUAUGUGGUGGACUGAUGCUGGAAUUACUCCUGUAGGUAUAAACUUCUAUAUGAAGAGAAGAUUUCUCCCAGGAAAUCUUGUACAGCUUUAAGUUGUCUCAGAUUCUCUGAAAACAUUUUUUAGAAAGCAAAUUUUUAUAUUUGUUCAAUUUCAGCUAUACCCACGUAGAUUUACAUGUAUAUGAAGCAGAUAUUUUUAAAAAUUUCUGUUUGUACAUAUUCUGCAUGUUUUAUAAUUUCAAAAUGCAUCACUUGCAUAGGUAUUUUUCCCACAAAGAUGACGAAAGUUACUAGGAAAGAAAGAAACCCUUUUAUUCUAUAGGUCAUUGAAACUAAGUAAGCUAGCAGCUGGUUUUAUUGGAAUGACAAUGUUCUUGGAAGGAGCAGCUUACAAGAUACCUUGAAUUUGCAAACUGCAACAUCUAUGCUUUUUUGAAAAUUUCAUAGUGGGGAUGUGAAACAAUUCUGUGCCUUCCAUCAUGAUUUCCACAUGAAAGCACUUUAAGGCACUGGAUUUUAAUAUAAUGUUUUCAGAAAACUCAAAGCAUAUGGCUUUCUGAAAUAUUUCGUGGACUCAUUUCCUCCCCAGGAAAUAAUUCUUAUGAAAAAAAAAUUGCUUUUGUAUGGUAGAACAGGAACUUUUUGUACUACGGUGAUGCUAUAGAUAUGUCUGACAUAACUUUUACUUUCCCUGUGAAAGCUGUAUGUCUGUGCUGUGACUGGCUCUCAUCACAAUAUUGUUCAAUUCCACAAUGUAUGGACAUUAAACUCUGACAUAGUGUUCUUUCUUUUUUGUAAACAUAACUUCAAGUUCUUUUUCUUGUUUCAUUUUUAAAUGUUUUAUUGCUUUAUGAAAAUGUUUAACCCUAAGACCCUUCUAGAUUACCUAUACUGUAUAAAGAAGCAAUUACCCUUAAAACUGUACUCUGCCCUACUUUUCUAUUUUACAAUUAAAUAUCUUUUCCACAUA